AUGCACAAAACCACACAUACCAAUAAUAAAACUAAGACUACUCACAAAUGUACAUCGUCAUCAAGUUCACCAUGUUAUAUGACUGCUAUAUCUCAGUCACCAUGUUAUAUAAUUGCCAUAUCUCAGUCACCAUGUUAUAUGACUGCUAUAUCUCAGUCACCAUGUUAUAUGACUGCCAUAUCUCAGUCACCAUGUUAUAUGACUGCUAUAUCUCAGGCACCAUAUUAUAUAAUUGCUAUAUCUCAGGCACCAUGUUAUAUAAUUGCUAUAUCUCAGUCACCAUGUUAUAUGACUGCUAUAUCUCAGUCACCAUGUUAUAUAAUUGCCAUAUCUCAGGCACCAUGUUAUAUGACUGCUAUAUCUCAGUCACCAUGUUAUAUGACUGCUAUAUCUCAGGCACCAUGUUAUAUAAUUGCUAUAUCUCAGGCACCAUGUUAUAUAAUUGCUAUAUCUCAGGCACCAUAUUAUAUAAUUGCUAUAUCUCAGUCACCAUGUUAUAUAAUUGCCAUAUCUCAGGCACCAUGUUAUAUGACUGCUAUAUCUCAGGCACCAUGUUAUAUGACUGCUAUAUCUCAGGCACCAUAUUAUAUAAUUGCUAUAUCUCAGUCACCAUGUUAUAUAAUUGCCAUAUCUCAGGCACCAUGUUAUAUGACUGCUAUAUCUCAGUCACCAUGUUAUAUGACUGCUAUAUCUCAGGCACCAUGUUAUAUGACUGCUAUAUCUCAGGCACCAUGUUAUAUAAUUGCUAUAUCUCAGUCACCAUAUUAUAUAAUUGCUAUAUCUCAGUCACCAUGUUAUAUAAUUGCUAUAUCUCAGUCACCAUGUUAUAUAAUUGCUAUAUCCAAGGUUCAAUGUUAUAUGAUUGCUACAUCUCAGUCAGUCACCAUCUUCUAUGAUUGCUUGAUCUCAGACGCCAUGUUAUAUUAG
This is a messenger RNA of Candidula unifasciata, 927 nucleotides long. The record is from the annotation of a GenBank genome assembly. Lineage: Eukaryota; Metazoa; Mollusca; Gastropoda; Stylommatophora; Geomitridae.